Messenger RNA from Camelina sativa (false flax), 867 nucleotides. Its product is annotated as pathogenesis-related protein 5-like. Lineage: Eukaryota; Viridiplantae; Streptophyta; Magnoliopsida; Brassicales; Brassicaceae. The record is from RefSeq and is a predicted model, not a curated record.
AAGGUAAAAAGAGAUAUAGUCCCCUACAAAGGAUUAUAAAUAGAGAGACAUGCAUCGUUAACUUGCACUCAUCAUCACAGCUUCAAAAUUUCAAUACUAAUUAAUCAGAUUAACAAAUGGCGAUUUUCUCCAGAUUACACCUUCUCUUCUUCUCAUUCAUCAUAGCCACAUGUACAAUUCCCAUCGUCUCCGGCACCGUUUUCACCUUAACAAACCACUGCAGCUCCCCAGUAUGGCCAGGAAUUCUCACCUCAAAGGGCACACAACUCGGCGACGGCGGGUUUGCCUUAGCUUCAGGAUCUUCCGUCACCUUAACCGCUUCUCCUGGCUGGUCCGGUCGAUUCUGGGCUAGAACGGCGUGUGACUUCGACGAAUCCGGCACCGGUAAAUGCGCCACCGGAGACUGCGGCGGGAAACUAAAAUGCGCUGGCGUGGGAGGAGCUCCACCGGCUACACUGGCCGAGUUCACGAUAGGAACCCCCGGACAUAAAUCAAAAUCCGUUCAAGAUUUUUACGACGUGAGCCUCGUCGACGGUUACAACGUUCAGAUGAAAAUCACACCGCAAGGUGGCUCGGGGAACUGUAAAAUCGCGGGAUGCGUUUCGGACGUGAAUGCGAUCUGUCCGAAUGAGCUAAGCGUUGUGGGCCCGCCGGGUGUUGUGGCGUGUAAGAGUGCUUGUGAGGCUUUUAACAAACCGGAGUAUUGUUGCACCGGCGCUUUUAGUAAACCGGAGACGUGUCCGCCGACAAGGUACUCGAAGAUAUUUAAAAGAGCUUGUCCUACUGCGUAUAGCUAUGCAUACGAUGAUGCUUCUAGCACUUUUACUUGUACCAAUGCUAAUUACUUGAUCAGUUUCUGUGCUUAAA